This is a messenger RNA of Suillus paluster, 1923 nucleotides long. RefSeq lists its product as uncharacterized. The record is from RefSeq and is a predicted model, not a curated record. NCBI's taxonomy places the organism in Eukaryota, Fungi, Basidiomycota, Agaricomycetes, Boletales, Suillaceae. The coding region runs from base 1 to 1923 and encodes 640 amino acids. The transcript is spliced from 12 exons.
AUGCCCUACAAAGAAAAAGCAGUUGGAAAGGUGGACAGGGUUGCAAAGAAUCUCAGUCACCUUGAGACUGAGCUUCGUCAUAUACAGCGUGAGUCAGAUUUCGAAGUUAUGGAAGGGAUGGGAGUAACAUAUGUGUGGGUAGGAAAUGAUCAUCACGGAAGGCUCGGCCCCACAGGGCAUAUAAAGAAGCUGAUCGACAAACCCAAGGGUCAAGCAGGACAAUCAGAACUGAAAGGAGGAUACAGUCUCCAACAGGCCAUGGGAUUGGCUGGUGAUAACCGGAAAUAUAAUGUGUUUAGAACUCUCAAAGAACAGCCCAAACUCACGGUGACACUCCUUUUAUCAUAUGCACAGCGCAAACACCUAUUUCUAGCAAAGUUCUGCGAUAAUUGGCCAUUUCAUGACUUUAUUGCCUCUUAUCUUUGCAAUCAUGUCCAGUACACCAAGAAGCGGCAUGCAGAUUUAGACGACUCAGAGAUGAUUCAGAGACCGAUGAGGAGAGGAGCUCACGACCUCAAAAAAAAGCUCAAGUUUACACAUGUGUCCAUUCCUGCUCGUGCAAAGCCAGCUCCAGCUCCUCGCAUGAAGCCUGCUCCUCAUGCACAGUCUGUUCCUCAUGCACAGCCCGCUCCUCGCACAAAGCCAGCUCCAAAAUCAAAGAUGACCCAGGUUCCUGCUCGCCAUCUGGACGCAAAGCCAAAACCAAGGCCAAUAUCAUCAUCAGGCACACGCACCACAAAGGUUGCAAUGGAAACUCCACCAACCACCGUGGGCAAGCCGGAAGCAAAACCUGUGUCUAUUCCUCGUGACACUCACGCCAAGACCAAAUCCAAACCAGCAGAAGCCUCUGCUGCGCAUCUCAAGAUUGUCACUACCGUCAACGAUGAUGAUGAUGCUUACGAGUUUGCUGACCUUCCCUUGGUCUGUCCGAGUGACAGCUGCAAGGAUCUUGUGCCGGCGGAUCCCACUAUUGAGCUGGUCAAACAGCUCCGGCAGUGGAACUCUUUCAAGACCACUAACCGCUGCUUGACCUCAGAGGAAAGGCUCAAUAUGCAACGCGCCAAAGCCCGAGGAUGGCCAACAAUCAUUAUAUGGGAGAACGUCUCAGAUCGAGUCCUCCAAAUGGAGGCCAAGUUGGAUCUCAUGAUUCAUGAUCAAAACACGAGGCACUACAGUUUUUUUAAUGACAUGUUUCUUGAAGAUCUUUCUUCCACAGGUCUGAAGAGCAACUCCACCGAUCGAGAGUUUUCCAAGCUGGCCAUCACUAGCCGACAUCGCAUACCAACGAUGGUUACAAAUCACGCUCGUCCUGGAUACUACGGGGAGAAAGGAAAAGCGAUAAUCCAGUCCGCAAUAUUUUCCAUGUUUGACCACGAACAGACUUCCAACGAGGCCUUCGCUCCCCUUGACUUCAAGGCCUACAUCGAAUACUACCUCAUACCUUGGGUCGCUAUCCACUUAAUUUCGAAAGACCUCGGAUGCAGUCUAGAAGAGGCGUAUGAAGAGAUGAUUGCCAGUGCUGAUUCAGGUGUUGCUCUGCAUCCAAUGGCUGAAGAAGACUCACGUAUCGAGAAAAUCACACGCCAACACUGCGUCUUGGCUGCCGAGAAACGUGUUCAGAAGGUCGAGCGCUUCCGCAAGGAGAUGAAUGAUGAAAUCGAGAAGGCGAAGGAGGAACAGAGGGUGCACGACGAAUUAGCUGCAAAGAUUUCCUCUAAGCAGCGUGUGCACAAAGUGCCCAUCGCUUCCAAAUCGCAAUCAACAGCAGGUCCCUCUAAAUUUCCUGGAUCAUAUGACAAUGCAGCAUAUCAAGAUGACAGUGAAUCGGAGCUCUCUGAACUGCCCGAGAGCAUCCAGGCUACUCCGGUACUGCGGCCUAAAUGUUCACGUGCACGACCAGCCAGGCAAAGGUCAUACAGAUGA